Cryphonectria parasitica EP155 is the source of this 798-nucleotide messenger RNA. Its product is annotated as putative proteasome subunit beta type-2. NCBI's taxonomy places the organism in Eukaryota, Fungi, Ascomycota, Sordariomycetes, Diaporthales, Cryphonectriaceae. Gene Ontology annotation, molecular function: peptidase activity. Gene Ontology annotation, cellular component: proteasome core complex, beta-subunit complex; nucleus; cytosol. Bases 1 to 672 code for a protein of 223 amino acids. The record is from RefSeq and is a predicted model, not a curated record. Gene Ontology annotation, biological process: proteasomal protein catabolic process. The transcript has 6 exons.
AUGGGCGGGAGAUACCCUUCCACUCCGCCUGGGGCGCGCUAUUGCACCAGCCAAGUCAAGAUGGAGGUUCUCCUAGGCAUAACAGGCAAGGACUUUACGCUGAUCGCGGCGUCCAAGGCCGCCAUGCGAGGCGUCACGAUCCUCAAGGCCGAGGAUGACAAGACCCGGCAACUGAACAAGCACACUCUGAUGGCAUAUGUUGGAGAGGCCGGCGACACUGUGCAAUUUGCCGAGUAUAUUCAAGCCAAUGCCCAGCUCUACUCCAUGCGCAACGAGACCGACCUGUCCCCCUCAGCACUUGCCAACUUCGUCCGCGGUGAGCUGGCAUCAAGCCUGCGGUCACGGAAACCCUACAACGUCAACCUUCUGUUGGGUGGGGUUGACCCUAUCACACACAAGCCAAGCUUAUACUGGCUGGACUACCUCGCGUCGUUGGCAUCCGUUCCUUACGCCGCGCACGGCUACGCACAAUACUACUGUCUUUCCAUCCUUGACAAGCACCACCAUCCCGAUAUUACCCUGGCCCAGGGCCUCAAGAUCCUCCAAAUGUGCGCAGACGAGCUGAAGAGAAGGUUGCCGAUUGAUUUCAAGGGUAUGACGGUCAAGGCGGUGACAAAGGACGGAAUUGUGCCCAUCGAGUUCGACAACUCCAAGGUGGUCAAGAGUGCAUGAUUUUUCUGAACCAGGUCUCGCAAGGCGCACGCGGCUUUUGGUUCCGGCCUGGGCAAAGAAGGGCGGGACUCUGUAUUAUACCAUGGCAAAGAGGACAUAGAGACAAUCAACGGACACGAUCAUGAU